GUGUAAGUGUCAACGUGAUACAUCCGGCGGAAGUAAACAGUCAGGCGCUAGCAGCGUUAGCUGACGGCUUGUCUUCUGUUUCUAGUUGUUUGUGCGGAACCUUUCAUUGUCUGGUGGAAUAAUAUCUUCGUUUCACCAUCGGUGGGACUGCUGAAGAUCACCUGGAAGACCAUAAUCAAGUCAAACGCUCCUGGCUUUCCAGAGCAUCAUGUCGGUUAUUACGUGGGAGGUUGAUGCGGAUCGCAUUCUCAUCAACAAACAGAGGAGCCCCCUUCUAGACCAGGAGAUUCCAAAUGGUGUGGAAGUAAAAGAGGAACAGGAGGAACCAGAACCACAGCAGAUAAUCGACACAGAAGAACCAAAACAUCAAGUGAUUAAAGAAGAACAGAUUGAACUGUGCAUUUUUCAAGACGAAGGGCAGGUUUUGGUAAAGCAGGAGACCAACACCUCUAUGGUGAGUCCUGAUAAUGAGGAAAUAUUCCAGGAUGGACCUGAACAGCAGCAGAUGAUGGAGACAAAGGAGGAACCAGAACCAGUACAGCUCAAACAGGAACAGGAGGAGCUCUGCGGUAUUCAGGAUGGAGAACAGCCUCAUGUCUUUGAAUUUAGUGAUAAUUCUUUGAUACAGCAUAGUGACAUAAUAAUGAAUCAUACAGAUGAGAAACCUUUCUCAUGCCUGACUUGUGGCAGAGGUUUUAACAAACAGUAUAACCUGACUGUGCACAUGAGAACUCACACAGGUGAGAAGCCGUAUCCUUGUGAACUAUGUGAUAAAUCUUUCCGAAGGAGUAACGAUUUGGCCCGUCACAUCAGAACUCACACAGGUGAGACGCCAUAUUCUUGUCAGUUUUGUGGUAAGUCCUUCAAUGACAACAGUCAUUUGACUAUUCACCUGAGAACCCACACAGGUGAGAAACCCUACUCCUGUGACGUUUGUGGCAAAUCUUUGACAGACAGCAGUCAUUUGAUAAAACACAUGAGAACUCACGCAGCCGAAAAACCUUUUCCAUGCCUAGUUUGUGGAAAAGGCUUCACCGCACAAUCUGACCUAACUGUCCACAUGAGAACCCACACGGGUGAGAAGCCUUUCACUUGUGUGGUUUGUGGUAAAGGUUUCAUCCAGAAAACUACCCUGAGUUAUCAUAUGAGAACUCACACAGGAGAGAAGCCUUUUCCAUGUGACAUGUGUGAUAAAUCUUUCAUACAAAGCAGCGAUCUGGCUCGUCACCUUAGAACUCACACAGGUGAGAAGCCGUACUCUUGUGAAUUAUGCGAUAAAUCUUUCAGACAAAGUAGUGAUCUGGCUCGUCAUAUUAGAACUCACACAGGGGAGAAGCCAUUCUCAUGUGGGACCUGUGGAAAAGGAUUCACCAAGCAGAAUAAUUUGACUGUGCACAUGAGAAUUCACACAGGUGAGAAGCCUUAUUCCUGUGAAUUAUGUGGUGAAUCGUUCACUGUCAAAUUUAGUUUGACUAGACACAAAUGUAAAAAUAAUAACUAGGAAGAUCUCUGACAAUAAAGCUCUUUCUUUGUUAAACAAACUAGGGGUAAAGGUUAUUAAUCAAUGAUGGAAAUGUUUAAACGUCUCUAUAGUUGUUACACAGCGCCAUCUACUGGACACUAGCAAAAGUAAGGGCAGAGCUUCUAAAUGGCGAACUGUCAGGUCUUCAGAAACUUUGUUCUUUUUAUUUGUUUUCUUUUUACAAACAGUAAUUCUUAGUUUUGUCAUUUAAAACAGUGUUAAAUGUAACUUUCUGUUUCCAGAAGCUUCAAAACCCAGUUAUUUGCCCAUAUUACAUCAAUUCUUAUGUGCUUUCAUGGGCUUCUGAUCAAAGGAGAGAUGAUGUAUACUGUCAUCAGCUAAAUAAUCAGGAUGUUACUUUUGGGAUUUCCAUCUUAUUAUAUCCAGUAAAAACCCAGAUCUAACCAAAUGUAAAAAGUUUAGCAAAAUAAAUUCACUGUAACAUUUCUGUUAUUUGGCACACUAUUUCUACAUCUUAUUUCUGUAUUUAAAUGUUAAAUCUAUUUCUAAAUAUGUGUUUUAUCUAAAUAUUUUUUCUAAAUAUAUUUUAGACUUCGAAUUAGACUUAAGGCCGGUUUACACUACACUUUUUUAACUGAGCCGUGACCAGUCCGAGCUCGGUAACCGAGAUAACUCUUGUGUG
Messenger RNA from Fundulus heteroclitus (mummichog), 2165 nucleotides. RefSeq names its product zinc finger protein OZF. NCBI's taxonomy places the organism in Eukaryota, Metazoa, Chordata, Actinopteri, Cyprinodontiformes, Fundulidae. The transcript has 2 exons. Gene Ontology annotation, molecular function: DNA-binding transcription factor activity, RNA polymerase II-specific; RNA polymerase II cis-regulatory region sequence-specific DNA binding. Gene Ontology annotation, biological process: regulation of transcription by RNA polymerase II. Bases 209 to 1501 code for a protein of 430 amino acids. The record is from RefSeq and is a predicted model, not a curated record.